GGAAUGAAAAUACUUCAGCCAGAUUAUUUGAAUUGAAUUAUGAGAAAAUUAAAGAAGAUAUUAAAAUAAUGAAUGAUCGUAAAAAGUGUUAUUUACUUCAAGCAUUACGUUGGAGAUUAACAAAAUCUAAAGUAUCACAACGUGAACAUUGUUUAACAUCAUUUGUUCGUAAUGAUAUACUUGAUUUAACAACAAUUGGAUCUAUUAAAGAUGUUGAUAUAAAACAUGCACCAUUACUUUAUUGUUUAAAAUCAAAACAUCAUCGUGUUCGGGAAUAUAUGGCACGUUUUAUUAAUGCACUUGCUUCUUUAUGCAGAGGACGUGCAUAUCUGUCACAGAAUAGUUUAGUUGUUGAAAUUCUAAUUGAUGAAGUACGUAAAGAACAAGAUGAGUGUAUUACAAGAGAAAAUUUUGUUGGUGCCCUACAGAAAAUGAGUUUGAGGCGACCAAUGCAAACUGUAAUGAUUAAACAAGGAGUUAUUUUAUGGGUAAUAAAUUUAUUAGAAAAUAUGCAUAAUCUAUCUGAUUACACAUUGGAAUAUGCAGUUGCACUUUGUAUGAAUUUAUGUUUAAGAAGUUCGGGUAAACGAUGCUGCAUACCAAUUACAGGACGUUUACUUAAUGUUCUAAUGGAUCUGUUAAGUAUUGACAAUAUUGAUAUAGUGCCAUAUAUCAACGGUGCAUUAUAUUCUAUCUUAGCGUUAUCAGAGAUAAGAAAAACAGCUGAGAAAAUGAAUCUUGGGCAUCUUUUAAAAAAUUUUAUUAAACCAAAUCAACCAGAAAUGAAUCGUCAAUUUGAAUUUAUUUUACAAAGAUUAAAUUCAUCUGAGCAACCACCUUUAGUAGACUCAGAUGAUGAUAUUGACGAUGAUGAUGAUGAGGAGGAUGCAUCAGUAUUAGAAGGUGACCUCGAUCGGCAAGAUUUACCUCCACCAGAUCAAAAUGAUUUAUUGAUGUUAACUGGUUCACAGACUAUUCAUUAUGAUCCACAUAUAUGGGUUGGUGAAGGUUUAUUAAAGCAUGAUUAUGCCAUAGAAACAGUAGUGAAAAAUGAUGCUAACCAUUGUAUUGAUUGGUGUAAAUCAUCAUGGAAUAGAGACAAUGAUGUAAGAUUGUCUAAUAAUAGUUUUCGAAAUGAUUUACCUCUUCAACGGCCUACAACACCUAGUCAACGUUCUGCUCGUAAUUCAAUAUCUGAAAAUCAUCCGUCAAUAGGCAAUAGAAAUCAAUUUUUAAUUAUUCAUGAAUACGAAGAAAGUUGUCAUCAAAUUGAUUUACGUGACAGUUUAGCAACAAUUACACAAAGUUUUGCUGAUGAAAUAACACCAAGAUGUACAACACCUAAUGACAAGUUCACAUCAUCUAACAAGGAUACAUUCAAAGAACUUUCAACAGAUAAAUCAAAUGAUGAAACAAAUGUUAAAAAAAUUUUUAUUAAUCGACAAGAAGGUCAAGGUAUAUUUCAAAGUCGACCAAAACUUUUACGUACACCAGAUUCUUCACCACCAGAAAAUAAAAAGUUUACUAAAUACAAUAAUAAUACUACAUAUAUGAAUGAUGUUCAUGUUGAUGAUGACGAUAAUGAUGAUGAUGAUGAUGAUGAUAACAGUUCGACUAAUCGAAGAAAAGCAAGACAAUCACCAGAUUCCACUGUAUCAAGUAGUACACAUAAUAAAUCAAUAAUUGAUAAUAAUCUACUAUUCAAUAAUACUGAAAUUGAUUUACAAUAUUCUGAUAAUAAAAAUAAACAAAAAUUCAAUAAGAAUAGUUCAACGUUAAAUGGCAAUUGAUCGGAUAGACCAUGAACUAAACAACGUUUUGCAUUUCAUUCAAUAUUGAACAAUCGCUAUUGUUUAUUAUUAGCGGAAAGGACAACAGUUAGUUUGUUUGUGUUUUCUUCUCUUUUUUCUUAAUACCAACUAAUAGUUUUCAAUAUAAUUCAUCAUUGGAAUAAUGAACAGAAUAGUUGGAUAGUUUUGUAUGAUUCUAGUUAUUUGAUUUCAAUAAAAAGCAUUUAUGAUUUUAAUGUAAAUAUCAUCUAGGUUUUUAUUUUAAUACAUUUUCUUUCUGUUAA
Molecule: messenger RNA, 2074 nt
Organism: Schistosoma curassoni
Lineage: Eukaryota; Metazoa; Platyhelminthes; Trematoda; Strigeidida; Schistosomatidae
Source: the annotation of a GenBank genome assembly